AUGGGUCAAUCAAAUAGUAAUAAUGGUGGCGGUGGUGAGGGACGUCGCCAUCGUAAAAACAAAAAUUCAAGCAAAAGCGGUGAAAUCCAUGGUAGAAAAAAUUCGAAAAAUGAUAUCCCAGACAGGAUUGCGAUAGAGCUAGAGAGAAAGAAUUUUACAAAUAUCGAAAGUUUUUCAUUGCAGGCUACCUUUGAGAAUAUAUGUAAGGUUGACGAAUACGGGGUCGAACUUAUUGACGAGGAAUCUUUUGUUAGUUAUAUAGGAUUCCCAGAGGCGACUGGAUUUGGAUCAAUGGUCUAUCGCUCAUUCUCAUACCUUGCCGGUUAUCCCGAUUGCAAACGUUCCAAUACGCCACUAACCUAUGAAGGAUUUUUAAAAGCCGUUGCCAUCUAUUGUGACAAGUGUAAAGAUGUAAUUAAAGAAGAUCGAACAAAACUUCUCUUUGAUUCAUUUUCCGUCUCUGAAGAUGACAAAUGUAGUAAAUCCGUUUGUGUCACCGAAAAUCCUGAUCUUUCGAAAAUUCCUGAUGAUGAAUCAAGUAAAAAUGGUACUAAAGUCACAUGUGAUGAUAUGUGGUCAAUAUUGACGGGAAUCUGUUGGAUCACGGAUAGUGAAUUAUUAUAUUUUUCAACAAAACCCGAACAGUUUGCCGCAGUCUCGGCGAAUCUAAUGUCACCCGAAACCAUUAAAGAAAUUCGCAAAAUUACUAUUAAGGUAGUGGAAUCAAUGGCACGUAGCGAUACUAGUUUAAAGAACCUCAAUUCUGCAGAAAUAUUAAAGGAAUCAAUUAAAUGGCCAGUGUUUAGAGAUUUUAUAAGAAGGAACACCCCAAACAUAUUUCAUGGCUUUACGCCAUUUUUCUACACGUUAUUUUGCAUCGGUCAGACUCUAUCACAAAAUCGGGGAUCAUCACUAAUUGGAUCGCACGCAAAUUACUGGCCAACCCUGGAUGGCCCUUCGGAAUUGCUGAAUUACGAAAACGCGGCCUUACUAUUAUGGAUGUUACCAAAAAAGACAACAAUCGGAAGAGGAUGGAAUGUUUUGUAUACAGGAAGCACACACGGUUUCAGCAUGAAUCGUUUUGAAAGUCACGUAUUCAGAUAUCCUGGUCCAACUCUAAUCCUGAUCCAUGCAGAAAUCGUACCACCCAAAAGGAGUUCAUCAAGUUCCAUACCGAUUACAAAUCAUAAUGAAAGAAAUUCGCAAACCAUUCUUUUGGGAGCAUAUGUGGCAGACCCAUGGCGCUCAACAAGUUCUCCAAAACAAUGUUUUGGAUCAGAAGAAUGUUUUUUAUUUCAACUUCUGCCGACAUAUGAAGUCUUUCGCACUACCAAUAAGAACACAAACUAUGCUUACUAUAAUCCUUCUGUAGGAAUUGGGUUUGGUGGGUUGGCCACGUCGGGAUUGACAUCGAGUAAGAUUGAAAAUAUGAUGAAGAAUUCAUUUGUUCUGCAACUUGACAAUACUCUACAGUCAGGGAGAUUUAAGGUUGAUCCAUUGAGUGGUCUUGCUCCUACGUAUUCUUCAUCGACAACGCGAUCAUCCAUUGAUAUUAUAUUCGAAGUAUUGGAAAUCGAAGUUGUGGGAGCGGGAGGAAACAGCGCCAAAGAAAAGCAAGAUAAAGAGUGGAGAUGGGAAGAAGCUGAAGCGACCAAAAGAAAAAGUCUCCGAAGAAGUUCAAAAUCUGUUGAUAAGGAAAUUCUCAAGCUUGCCGGUAUCAUCAAUGAGGAUUCCCGAUCGGAGCGAUAA
Messenger RNA from Acaulospora morrowiae, 1749 nucleotides. Lineage: Eukaryota; Fungi; Glomeromycota; Glomeromycetes; Diversisporales; Acaulosporaceae. The record is from the annotation of a GenBank genome assembly.